GGUAGAGCUACUUCUCUCAGCUUCUUUCCUGUCACUGGUGAAACGUGAAGCUUAUUUAGUGUUGUAUAUGUCUUAAAAGACAGUUGAAAAACAGAACAAUGACACAAAACCACCUGUCGGGAAUGGAGGCGUCCGCCGUGUCUGUCUUGAAGCGAGCGGUGGAGCUGGACCAGAGCGAACGUUUCCAGGAGUCUCUCAUCUGCUACCAGGAAGGCAUCCAGCUGCUUAUAGACGCGUUAAAAGCUGUAAAAGAUGACUCAAAGAGAGGACACUACAGAGAGAAGAUAAAGGGCUACAUGGACAGAGCAGAGCAAAUCAAAGUUCAUGUGAAUCAGAUGAAGGAAGAUGGGAAGUACCACGAGCAGAUAAGAAUAUCAGAGGAUUCUACUGGUUACAGCUAUGAGGUUCUGUUCAAGCCAUACAUCAGCAGCGCUCUCACUGAAGUCUGGGUGGAGGACCCGUACAUACGGCACACCCACCAAUUGUACAACUUCCUUCGGUUCUGUGAGAUGCUGCUAAAAGCCCCCUGCAAGGUGAACAAGAUCCACCUCCUCACGUCGCAGGAUGAAGCUGAUAGUGGCCAGCAGAGCGGCGCUCUGGCCGAGUUGAAAGAGAGUCUCAGCUCUCACGGAGUGACUCUAGACCUGCAGUACUCCUCCACUAUCCAUGACCGGGAGAUCAGGUUCGAUAAUGGCUGGAUCAUAAAAAUUGGAAGAGGGUUGGAUUACUUCAAGAGACCUAAGGGCCGAUUCUCUGUUGGAUACUGUGACUAUGACCUCAGGCAGUGCCAGGAGACCACCGUAGACAUUUUCCACACCAAACACACAAAAACUCUAUGAGACUCACAAACCUAAAAUGAUUAUUUUUUGCCAAGCCGUUUAAUUUACUUACCUGCCUUCCAAACACAAGCAGAUCUACAGUAUUGUUGGAUUUGCCUUAGCUUGCGGGUGUCUGGGGACUAACUUUUAUAACAAGAUGGGUUACUGUUUGAUUUCUGCUGCACUGGAACAUCUUAAAUUUCUGCUAACUGUACUGCCGCUGCUAUUGGUGGAUUUUUAAGUUCAGUUUUCAGUUCUUCAGUUUUCUAUGAUUUUUUUCUGUUUUCUAUGAUAUUUAUGAAAAAUAUGGAUAUUUUUAUCAUUUUGGUUUUUUUACUUCCACAGAUUGUAAUUCUACAGAGACCUUUUUUGGGGAAAAUUAAUUAUUUCAAAACAUUUUUUCUAGAUUACUUUACACAAUUAAAAAUGUAUUUUUGUUUAAAUCAAAUUUAAAUUAAAAAAUUCAAAACCAAAACAUACUUAAAACGCAUUAAUAGUAAAAUGUGUUACAGGAUUGCUAACUUUAGGCCCUUUUUAAAUGAAUUGCUUAUGAUGGGUAAUUGGACCUCUAGGUAAUGAAACAUUAGGCCCUUUUCGGUUGACUAGAAAUGUACCGUCCUGAUUCUAUUAGUAGAUUAAAGAAACCAAACAUGGCCCUAAAUAUCGUUUUGUACUGAAAAAUGAAUAAAAUGUAACAGUUUUUAAACUAUUUAUAAUACAUAAAUGCAGAAUAAAUAUUAAA
Molecule: messenger RNA, 1560 nt
Organism: Neolamprologus brichardi
Lineage: Eukaryota; Metazoa; Chordata; Actinopteri; Cichliformes; Cichlidae
Gene: mitd1
Product: MIT, microtubule interacting and transport, domain containing 1
Source: RefSeq, a predicted model, not a curated record